This is a messenger RNA of Lolium perenne, 553 nucleotides long. RefSeq lists its product as uncharacterized. Lineage: Eukaryota; Viridiplantae; Streptophyta; Magnoliopsida; Poales; Poaceae. The record is from RefSeq and is a predicted model, not a curated record.
AGUUCUGAAGAAGCGACGGUAGCUGGUAAGAGGAUAGAGAUGGAGGCGAAGAAGUCGACAGUGGUCGUCGUUGCCGUCCUGUCCAUGCUCCUCCUCCUCAUGCUAUCCGCGCAGCAGCAGGUUGCUGCCAGUGCCAAGUCCGAGUUCUGCGCGUGCUACAAGGAGUGCUACCACGGGUGCAGGGACGACCACGUGCCGCGUGUGUUCUGCAUCCCGUUCUGCCUCAACAAGUGCAGCCCCAGCCAGGCCGCCGCCGGUGCCGCCGCCGGCGACUCAUGCAGGGAAGGCUGCGCCCGCUUCACGAUCUGCGGCCUGUCCGAACCAUCGGCCGAUGCAGCCGAUGCCGAGGUAUGUGUCCAGAACUGCAACGAGAAGUGGAACCAUCAGCUUCCCAUAAUUAAGGCGAAGUAAAACUUUGGAGAACGGCUCUGUUUGAGGAGAGGGAAAACAAUUGUAUGGUUCGAAGAGCUUGUGGAUCAUGGGAUCGUUAUAUAUGAUUGUUGAAUGGCUGUGACUGUAGCAGCAAUAAAUAAAAUUGUUAUUUCGCUCCUGA